UAGCAACCGCGCAGGCUUCCUUAGCAGCGAGCCCUAGUGCCCGUGGUGUGGGACAAGCUGGCGGGCCCUCCGCUGUCACUGGGGCUGCGUGUCCGGCUGCCCGGGGAUCACUUCGUCAGCUUCUGCGCCCUCCACCUGCUGGGCACCUUGGGCUCGGGCUGCCUGGCCCCGCGGCUGGCCGAGCUUCUAGGGAGACAGCAGGGGCUGGCUGGGCCUGUUUUGUGUGAAAAUGAGUCGGUUAUAUGAUACCAUAGAGCCAAAUGUGAUUGAUGAAAAGAUGCUUCAAAAAGCUGUGGAAGAGCAAGGGCCCCAAGAGGAAUUAGGACAGCUUGCCAAAAGGGAAGGCAUUGAUUACAAAGAUGUCACAGAGCUACAGCUUGAUUUCAGAAAUAUCCUGAAGAUUGAUAACCUAUGGCAGUUUGUGAAUCUGACUAAACUGCAGCUAGACAACAACAUCAUUGAGAAGAUAGAGGCAUUGGAUAGUCUCGUCCAUCUAAUCUGGCUUGAUUUGUCCUUCAACAAUAUUGAAGUCAUUGAAGGUCUGGAAGCUCUGGUUAAACUGCAGGAUUUGAGCCUCUACAAUAAUAGAAUAUCUAAGAUUGAGAAUCUGGACACUCUACAAGAACUACAGGUCUUCUCUAUAGGAAACAAUAAUCUAACUGCUUUGGAAAAUGUGGUCUACCUCAGGAAGUUUAAAAACCUACGCACAUUGAAUCUCACUGGGAACCCUGUCUGUGAAAAUGAACAAUAUUCAAUGUUCAUUGCUGCUCACCUUCCAGAUCUGGUGUACUUGGACUUCAGGCUUGUGGAUGAGAACACACGAGAACUUGCAGACAUAAAAUAUCAGUACGUCAUUGAUGAGCUAAAGCAAGGUGAAGCACAGGCCCUGGCUAAGCUGGUGGAAGAGCAGGCUAAGCAGAAAGAGUUGGAGCACCACAAGGCUGCUUACGUCGAGUACCUGAAUGGACCCUUCUUAUUUGAGAGUAUGUACGCAGAAGAUACAGAAGCUGCCAAGCUGGCUUACCUCCCUGGAAUGGCUGACUUGCUGGAGACAUACAAGAGUAAAUUUGUAUUAAUUUGUGAGAACCUCUUUGCCUAUGGUCUGAAAGAGCAUGAAAAGCGAGAAGCUGAAGUCUCAACCUUCUACGAGUGCCUUCAAGAAGCAAUACAGGACAGUCAACAGCAGGGCACAAAAAUAAUCCUAGAUUUUGAAAAUGACAGCCAGGGGCUGUUGGACGUGAUUCAAAACAUGAGUAAUUUUGAGAUUGCGGACUCUAAACUCGUAAAGUACAAUGAGGACAUCACUCAGCUGUCAGACACACUUAUGACCCUGGAAAUGCAGACAGUUGACCAGCUAGAGGAGCGAGUACACGACUUGCAAGGCAGCGGAGAAUUGGACCCAGUGUAUUUAUAUGUUGCAUCGGCACUUACUAUUCAUGCGCUGCUACUGAGGAUGAAGGCAUCGGCGUUGGCUAAAGGGUCAUCCGGGAGGUUAUUGGGCCGUUUUGUGGAAGCUGUUCCCUAGUAUAGGAUUUCAAGAUUCUAGUGGUGUAAUUCUUUCAAAGGGAUCGUUGCUAUGACUGAAAAAUUACACUCAUGCCCCAAUCCCAAGUUAGUCCACUUUCCUGAGCUCCCCACUGGGAGCAUGACUAUGGUAGCUCGUAGCAGAGUUCAAACCGGAUGCUUAGCAGAUCAGGUGGGAGGGGUUAAUUUAUUUAUUUCAUUAUUACCAAUAGAUUUUGCAGAAAUAUCAGAGGCGCUUUUCACAUGUCCUGUUUGAGGCACCGGGUGUUUUAAACCUUUGAUUAGGGAUGUUAGGGAAAGCAGAAACUCUAAGAGACUAUCUUCUGUUUUUGAGAGAGGCAGCAAGAAGCAGCACCCACCUUCCAGGAUUUAAACAAAAUCCUCUCAUAAUCCCAGCUGUUAGUUAUGCUCCUGAUGGCAAAGUCUUCAAGAAGCCUGCAGCCUCAUAAACCAAAUGAGAGACUUUGACACCUGGCUCUAAUCAGAGACAAAAUGUUCUCUAGUCAUAAUGUACAUAGAAGGUUUGAAGUGAUUUGAUGGAGUGAACUUCCUACAGUCUGUUAUAAAUGCAUCGCUCCAUCAACUCUUCCCAAAAGGAUUGAAUCUAAUCUUCCCUGACAUUUGCAUACCAGUGCAGAAAAGCACAUGCCUUUUGGUGCUUCAGUUUAAUUAAUUUAUCUGAGGUACCUUCAGUCCCCAGCGGUGCUGAUAAAACUGAUGGAUCAGAUCAAAAGUGUACUGCAUUUUAGACGCCUCCCUGGUUCUGAUCUGUGUUGUA
Mauremys reevesii (Reeves's turtle) is the source of this 2302-nucleotide messenger RNA. It is a transcript of the gene DRC3, whose product is annotated as dynein regulatory complex subunit 3. The transcript is spliced from 10 exons. Lineage: Eukaryota; Metazoa; Chordata; Testudines; Geoemydidae. Bases 230 to 1525 code for a protein of 431 amino acids. The record is from RefSeq and is a predicted model, not a curated record. Gene Ontology annotation, molecular function: protein binding.